GCGGCCCGUGGCCAUGGCGGGCGUGGGCUGGGGCCCGGUGCCCGUGUGGCUGGCCGAGGAGGACCUGGGCUGCGUCAUCUGCCAGGAGCUGCUCAAAGGGCCCACCACGCUGCCCUGCGGGCACAGCUUCUGCCGGGACUGCCUGCGGGAGCUGUGGGCGAAGGGGCGGGGCGCGGGGGCCCGUCCGAGCUGGUGCCCCACCUGCCGCGACGACUGGCCGGCCCCGCUGGCGCUGCGCAAGAACCCGCUGCUGCAGGAGCUCACGGACAAGUACCGCCGCGCGGGGCCCCCGCCCGCCGCGCCGCCCGCGCCGGUAGGGACGCGCCCGCCGCACGCUGCCCGCCGCCCGCUGCUGCCCGCUGCCCACGGCCCGCCGCGCCCGCGCGCGUGCCCCGCCUCCUCGCCCCCGCCGCUUCCUGCCUCCGCCCACUUGUUAGACGCCCCCUCGACCGCCUCCAGCGAACCAGUGGCCCAGCAGAGCAAUUCUACGGUCGGUCUGGAGCUGACAGAGUUGGUGGAACAGCUUAUAGAUAUUUCCAGGAACCUUCAAAAGGAGGCACAAUACCUACAACCUGGACCAGAGGAUGAACCAAACCCCCUGGACGUGCAAGACACUUUUGAGACACGUGGAAAGAAAUUGCAGUUUUAUGUGCACCAACUGGAAGAGAUCCAGGGGAAAUUACAAGAGAACUUCAAGCGCAAGGAGACCUUUGAAGAACAACCUGUUGGGAAACUCCCAGCAACGCCAUCUUCCACUUCAUGUCCACUUCCUGACCAGAAGAACUCUGCACCUAAGAGGGCCUCCUGCUUUGCUCAACAUGCCGUUCAUCUAACCUUCGACUACAAGAGCCUCUGCGACUGCCUGCAGGUGUCUGAGGAUGGCCGGACCCUGAUGGUGUCUAAGUACCGGAUGCCCUAUCCCCGGGGUCCUGAGAGGUUCACAGUCUGCCAGGCGUUCUGUUCCCAGGCCUUCACGUCCGGACAGCAGUAUUGGGAAGUGGAUACUCAGCACUGCAGCAACUGGAGUGUCGGGGUGGCUUCUAGGGGGAUGAGCCGUAAUGAGACCUUGGGAAGGACCCUGGAUUCCUGGUGUGUCGAGUGGAAGGGAACCAACCAGCUGUCUGGGUGGUGCAUGCAAAAGCAGACAGUCCUUGGCUCAGACAGACCCAGCGUGGUGGGCAUCUGGCUGGACCUGGAGGAAUGUAAGCUUGCCUUCUAUUCAGUAGCUGAUCAGGAGAAACUUCUGUAUGAAUGUCCCAUCUCCCCCUUAUAUACUCUGCACCCUGCCUUCUGGCUAUAUGGCUUAGAGACUGAAAAGUUCCUCACUCUAAGGCCAGUGGAAAUGUAAAGA
This is a messenger RNA of Sorex fumeus (smoky shrew), 1351 nucleotides long. RefSeq names its product ring finger protein 135 (gene RNF135). The record is from RefSeq and is a predicted model, not a curated record. Gene Ontology annotation, cellular component: cytoplasm. Bases 14 to 1348 code for a protein of 444 amino acids. Gene Ontology annotation, molecular function: ubiquitin-protein transferase activity; protein binding; ribonucleoprotein complex binding. Gene Ontology annotation, biological process: regulation of innate immune response. NCBI's taxonomy places the organism in Eukaryota, Metazoa, Chordata, Mammalia, Eulipotyphla, Soricidae. The transcript has 5 exons.